AUGGCGCAGAAAGAUAUGAUGAAUUUUUCAGCAUUAGGUAAAAUAUUUACAAUUGUUUUGCUACAAAAUGUUUGCAACUUUAGAGCAACAGUUGGCGUGAGCACAUACAGGAACAAUGGCAGCACAUAUUUCUGUCCAUCGUUUGGCAAAAUUACACUGCGUUGGCAUGAAUUCCACCCAUUUACUCACUACAACUCAUCAAGCAAGGCUCUUGACGGGAAUCUUGUACAUUACAUGAGAAAAGCGCUUAAUAUCUGCUGUCCAAAUUUGGAGAUCAUUCGUGAAAAAGUAGAUAUCAACAGCUCUUGUGAGAUGGAGAUCCUGAUCCGUCAAACAGCACCCGACGAACCAAGAGUAUAUUUUCCGAUUUUUGCCAACCGAGGAGAUGGUGAACAGUUUGAAAGAAGAUUUCUCGGACUGUUUGAUUCUCCAGGCCCCGCAGUUUUGAAAGUCAACCAUGGAAUUGCUUCGUCGUCAAAUGAAAUUCUCUACUUUCUGAAGGACGUGUGGACAAUAGUAGUGAUCAGUUUUUUACACGCGGUGUUGGCUGGAAUGAUUAUCUGGUAUCUGGUAUGUACGUCAAGACACUCCUUUAACUCUUAUUAAUAGACACCUAUUAGGGGAGAGUGGGAAAAUACGAAAACUUUAAUAACAUGACAUCAUAUGUUUUGGGUUUAUAAACUGAGAUCCAUUGCCUAGGUAUACCAGGCGUGGCUCAGGCUGAAUUUCAGUUGAGACCACAGGCAUGGUAAUCCAACAAUAUCCGCUAAAGCAGUGGAAUUUGAAUGUGAGUAAUUACGAUAUGGAAGGCAAUUUAUGUUUGCGUGAACAAAAGGAUAUUUUAUGUACCAUGCCAUGUGUGGCUGAAUGAAUCAUUACUUAGAUGUCUCUUCUGUUUCUGAAAUGACGCACGUAUUUAACGCUAAAACAACAAACUUAUUAUUUAGUUACAAUAUCAUUCAACUAAACUGAACCGAAGUUAGCAGAUGGUUAGUCUAUCACGGGAUUUUGAAAAAAGGAAAAGGCAUUCAUAUUGGUGAAAACUGAAAAACUACGAAUAAUCUAAACGGAAACAAAACUGGAAAAAUUCGAUAAUAUAUUCAGAUCUGUUAAAUUUUAAUUUCACACAGUGUUUAACAACCUUGUGGUUUUUAAAUGCUAAGAAACGUACUGAAAAAAUAACUAUCAAAGGCAAUCACAAAUGGUUUGCUUUAGAGAAAAGCUCAUUUUAAUCUGACACGGGUAAUAACUGACUAAUUCAGAGCAAUUAGAAGGCAAACUUGAGAUUUCUAUCUUCUAAUAAUUGACCAAUUAGGUCUUCUAAUUGUUUUGGUAAAAUGCUACUACUAUUUAGCAUGUUUUAGAACAUUCUCGGGGGAUUUUAAUCAAUUAUUUAUUGGUUUUCACCAGCCUUUUCGUACCGAUUCUCCAUUGUUGGUAAAUAAUAGUGUAUAGUCAGAAUGUGGGAUUUGCGAUAAGAUACUGUUAGAAAAUGGAAGAAGACUGGUGAAAAACGUCUUGUGUUAAAACCUGUUGCACAUUUCAUGUUCCAGGAUCACGAGUCCAAUCCACAGCAGUUUCCAUCUGGAUCGUUAUAUGGAAUGGGGAACGGGAUUUGGUGGGCUUUUGUUACCAUGACAACUGUUGGGUAAGUUUCUAUGGCUACCAGUUUACAUAUGUAUAUACAGUGUCGCCCUUCGAUCCUACUCAUUUGCAUGAAUUAAUAAACACUGGGCCACAAAGACAAAAGUUCACACCAAUUACCACUACCGUGACGGUCAUAUUAAAUGUAGUCUAUACUUCUCUUGUACUGUUUCGAAUCUGUUCUUAGGUCUUCGGAGAAGAAGCGAGGACGCAUUUCCCGAACAUCAGUAGUAUAGUGGGCGCCAAGCCUUUUGUCUUUAUUUCAUGAAUAAAAUGCGCUGGAAUCUCAUUGAGUUAAGGUCAUGUGCUGUUUUAGGUGUUUAAUAACCUGUUGAAUAGGUUUUCUAUUUACUUUAAGGUUAUGGAAUGUCUUGCUUAUUGAUUGGUGGACUAAAAAAAGUAUUCGUCGGUUGAGUUAUGUUGUGGAAGGAAUAAGCGCUAACUCGUCUAUGACUUCACUAAAUCGUAACGUAACUAUGUUAAUUCUUUUUCCUUAGACUUUCAUUUUCCAAAAAAAUUGUUACAGUUGCGGUUUAGUGAUUCUUGGACCCCACAAUCGUGUAUAUUAGUGUGGAUAAAGGCAAACUAGCUUUAUCUUACACGAAAAGCAAGUUUUUACUUACCUCUCUCCCCUUUCUUCUCCUUCACAAUUCAAUAGACUUCUUUAGCUUGUACGUUUUGUCUUCCCGAUACAGGUCAUGUCUCCGGUGGUUGCCAACGAGCAGCCUCGAGAAGACGCGAGGCUGCGAGGCAGCAGCCUAAUAAAGCCGCGCGCGAAAGUUCCAAGACAGAAUAAAUCUUGAAUCGAUAUAACAUAAGGUAGUGUAGGUAGUAUAAGGUGACUUUUAUGACGUAAUUCAGAACAGAGAAUGCAUUGUUUUCGAGCGAACACGUGAUACAGAACAGAGAAUCCACGAGCCGUGUGCGUGUUUAUGAGUUCCGUGCUCACCCAGUCUUCAACCAAUCACGCUUAUAGCUGUCGCAUUUGCCCCCCGGAGUUUUUUAUUGUCUGCCGUUAAGAAAAAAUAAUAACGCCGCAAAAUUUAUAAUUGUGUCUUUGAAGCAAAACAAUUCGGAAGGCUUCCUCGGCGCACCAUAAUUUUUUUUUCUAAAAAACAGACCUUCCUAAGCUUUAAAAAGAGACCAAAUAUAAAUCUUUACGUUGAAUAUUCGCGGACUUUAAUAUGAUUUUUCGAGGAUUCUAAGUUCGCUUAUAAGACCACUAAAUUUUACGUAAAAAACCUGCGCGCAACUUCGGACAAAAACACAAGCUUCAAUAACUCAAAAGAUAUUCUAUGUUGUGUCGGGAUUUCAAAUUCUUUAUGCAGUAGAACAGUUAAGUUCACUAUUUUCAAGGUAAUUUUUGCUUAUGCAAUCGAAUUGAGUUCAAACUAUUUUUCGUAAAUUAAGGUAAUUCAUGACAUUUCUAGACAAAUUGAACAGCGCGCGCGUAUAAGUAAAAUCUUUGCUCUUUAGCACUUAGCGAUAGCGGUAAUUAAUAAUACUCUAGAGAACUGUUCCAUUUAAUUUUCGUCUUACUCACUCAAGGCACGUGCAUAUCUACGCAGAAUUUAUGAGACGACAAGGGGUAAAGAUCCCCCGACUGGAGACCUCUAUUGGGAAAGCAAAACUUACAAGCUAAAUAGGUCUAUUAUAAUCUCGUUUCUUCUCAAUUCUUUCCCUUCCACCACCACCACCACCACGUUCUUUUCAACUAGUAAAUGUUACAGUAAGAGUUAGAGUCCUCAACAAAAACAUUUCUUGACGCAUUUACUGAAAUUGAAGGUACGGUGACAAAUCUCCCCACUCUACCCUGGCGCGUGCUUUUGCAGUGCUAUGGAUGAUAGAAGGAACAGUGCUGACAGCUCUGUUUGCUGCACAACUAACAGCUGAUCUGACGGCAGAUGAAAUCACCAAGGAGCUAAAUCUCAUCGACAAAAAGGUGUGCGAGAACCUAUUGUUACUUUAAAUUUAGUUUGUUUGUUUACUUUUUUGUUUAAUAAGAACGCACUAUCAAAAAAGAAAAUAGCAACAAUUAAACAUCAAGAGCUUUUUUGUGUAGGUUGGAGUCCCUCUUGGCAUGGAAACAUUCCUGGUGAAAGAAUUUAACUAUGCUGCCCAUUUUGAAGGUAAGGGCUUUUUCAUUUACGAUAAUACUUGUUUAAAGGAAAAUAUAUACUUUUCCCCCUACUAAACACUGAUAUCCAUCACCAUAAUUUGAUUUCAAAUGCCUUCGAAGGAAGCAACGUAUAAUGUUUCCAUCGAGAUUAGUCUCCUAAACAGUGAUACUGUGAACUUUAUCCAAAGAAAUUCGCCAAUCAGUACAGUCAAACCUCGUUAAUACGGACCGCAUGCACUAAAUGGAACACAGAACGUGCCCGUAUUAACUAGGUGUCCGUAUUAAGCGGGUCAUCUUAUUAAAGUAAAAAAACACCUUUUAUCAGAUAAAAAAAUGCCAAAGACAUGAAAAAGGGCAUUAGAAUCGUAUCGUCAUAUUAAACAUCUCUAAUCUUCACAAAGGCUCUAUUCUGCGGAAAGACUCAAAAAUCGUCCAUUUGUUCGCUCACCUUUCACAGCAUAAUUUUUUUGAUGCCAAAAAUUGACGUCCACAAAUCCCUGGGGGGGGGGAGGGUACUGCCAUAUAUAGGCUAUAAAGGUGUGUGCCGCUGUGAAGGAUAUGGUUUUCAAGCAGUUUACUCUGGGAUAGGGUAUAUAAAUCAGAUAGUUUGGGUCUAGAAUAGGGUAUCAUUUUUCAGGAAUCUGAUCAGUUGGUUGAAGAUUUUAUCUAGACUAAGGAAACAGCUACUCUAGAGUAGGGGGAAUUUGGGGAGUUUCCUCUAGUAUAGGGUAGCAAAAUUCAGCUGAACUAGCUCUGGUAUAGGUUAAGGGUUCCAGGGUCCCAGCGACACAUCCCCACCCCGAAAUUUCUAACGUACCCCCGGAUACAAAUCAUCCUGUCCGGUGUAUUGUAGCGCUGGAAACAUCGAGAUGCUGUCAACAACUGAAGUUUUUUUUACCUUCAAAAAGGAAAGGUCUACUACAGCACACAAUUGAUAAUGAAGUGUUCGCAUUAACGAGGUUGGCGUUCUACCAGACUUUGUUGAUUGGACAAGAAAUGAGUGUCCGUUGUCAGCAUUAAAGGUUGUCCGUAUUAAGCAGGUUGAAUAAGGUCUUUCUUUCCCUAGGGACAAAGAAAACUGUCCGUAAUAACGAGUUAUCCAUUUAAAAGGGGUUCGACUGUGGUUUUAAUGUAUGCAUAAACUACCUCUAGUUCAAACUAGCAUGUUCAUAGACCUUCUAUUUUCUCUUAAUAAUCCGUCUACCCUGGGUGUCAGAGACUUUUCUAGCGCGGUUUCCGGUUUCUGUCAAGCUCGUGGCUUCGGCCUACGGCCGAAGAUGUGUCGGCCUUCGACCAACAAGGAAAAUUCACGCCGCACACGAGAGAAACCUCUGGUACCCAGGGUAUAAUCCGUCGAGCGGGCGUGAUAAAAGUAAAAACCGAGGGGGAUUUAUUGACCGCUAGCGCAAGGGGUAGGGGUGAAGGUAAAAAAAAUAGAAGGUCUGUAAACAUCUUUGGAAACAACUGAAACUAGUUUUUUUUAUUUUUCUUUCUCUCGCGCUCGCUUCACUCGCACGCUAGUAAAACAACGACCAAAACGAAAAAUAAGACAACGUCUGUUUACAGGCUAGUUCAAAACUGCAAAUAUUUUGUCACCAUUGUUGGAGAUAUGUUACUGAUCACUGUUCUUGAAACUGCGAUCUGACAGUAUUUUGUCUGUUUGUUUGUUUGAUUUUUUGUUCUUUUGAUGCCAAAAUGGUCCAUAUAUCCAUAUAUUAAGUAUUUUGUUUAAUACGAAAAAAGGUACCUCGUGGCCCUGCCAGCUUCCCAUGAGCACCCUGCGUCAGCUUGUAUCUCGAGUUAGUAUACAAGUUGACGUCGGGAAAAGCGGAAAAUGUUACAUACAUGUAAAAGGUUCGAAAUAGUCUGUCCUGUAGGCGGAUGAAAAUUUUUGCUGCAAAAUGACUGUUUCCGAAUCUGUUUCACCCACAAAUUUUGUAUAAGUUAUUGUUUUCAAAUGGUCUUGUGGUAAUAUAAAGUUCUUUCAGAGGUAAUUGAAAAUAAUAGUUUAUGUAUUUUGUGUUGUAUGGGGAUUCGAAAAUAGGAACGGAACGUGCCGCGAUGGAGGGGUAUAAGAGCAAGGAGAAAGAAGUAGGUUCCUCUCUCCCCUCGUGCACAUCGACCGAGCCCUCCCCACUUGCUGCCGUUCAUUUUUGCGCUCUGAAUUGCUCAUGCGUCCGCUACACAGGCCAGGCUUUUAACGUUGUUUAUCCUCCCUCUUUUAAGAACUAGAACAUUUCCAUGACCUGGAAGAAAACAUGGAAACUUACGAAUCAUUGGAAUAUCUCAUUUUUUUCGAUUACGUCGAGGCACAGGAACUUCUCAAGAAUGGGCACAUGAAAAAUAUUGUUAUAGAGAAAAACAUCGCCCAUAAGUAUUCAGUUGGCAUGAUCUUGAUUGGAAACUUUGUGGCAGAUGAUGAAAGUUUCUUUACAUGUUGGAGACGUGAACUUGUGGAUAACAGAGAAAUAGAACGGGUAAAGUGAACAUUAAUUAGUCUUUAAUUUAGAAACAGUAACCACCUGCCGGAUUAAUUCAUAAUGUGAACAGUAAUCUCUACUGUUCUCUGUUAAUUUAUAUAUGAGCUUCUGUAUGGUAUUUCUGAGAAAACAGAAGUCGCGACGAUCGCCUUGGAUAAAGAGACGAUCUUAGAGAGUACUAAGUGAAUAUCGCAUUGCCAUUUCAAUCACGUUUAACAACGUUAGUAUAGUGAAAUAACGACAAAUAAACCUGCCAAAAACGUGAAGCACUUCCAUUGUUGUUGUUUUGCUUAUUUUCUCGUUUCUAUUGUCGGUGUGGUUGGGCUGAGCUCGCUACCACGUUACCACGCAAGGCAAUUCUUGAUACUAAAAUGCAACGAUUUCGCCGGAAAAACCGCCGACGAUUUGAUGGAAAAUGCGCAAUGAAAUCGACGUCAACUGGUACCCAUAGAGAGGCUCAUAUACUGAAGGGAGCUUUAAGGAAGCACUCAGUAACCCCUAUUUCUUCCUUUCAAAAGGCUAAUUCUGCUCAGAUAGUUAUGAAGUGUAUCGUCCUUCCAUGUACAUUCUCAAACUCAUUAAUAAUUCAUUAAGAAAAUACAAAGGAAAUUAAUGUUUAAUGAGUGUUUGGAAAUCGGAUGAAACACUGCUUAGUAUUUGCAUCCUUAGUUUCUCCUUCAAAAAUGAUUUUGUUUGAGAAGAAAUAUCAAACAUUCGACACAGUGUUUCAUCACCAGAUGAAACACCUCGAAGUUCGUCAAAAAUACUCCGCUGCGCGUCGUAUUUUCAACUCUCUUCUCGGUGUUUCAUCUGGUGAUGAAACACUGCAUCUCAUGUUUGAUAUAUUACGUAAAGCUCAAGCCCCGGUAUAACCAAGUGCCACGAGAUUUCAUUUACAUUAGACAUAGACAUCGACAUACUCUAUUUAGACACGGUUAAAAACGUCAGUAUAUAAAAAGAUAUUAAAAAUCUAAACUAUACUGUUUUACGUUUUUUGCCGUGUGGGUCAACUGAGGCGAAGGCAUUGGUAGUACCGGGGUUUUUAAUAUGGGGUUUCCUAAAAUUUCUGAAACUGAAAUGAGUUUUACCGCCGUCAGUUCAUUGUAAAUCGCAACUUAAGCGAUUUCAACUGUUUACUGCCAGCAUCGCUGCUUUGCAAUUGGCUAGAUAAGGCCUGAUUAAUAGUGAAAAGCCUAACUUCUCACCCUGGUUGAAGUUGGAUAGCGCUAUCCACCAGAUAAAUCAUUAUCCGAUGGAUUAGUAUUAGGGAAACCAAUUGCACUAUCCGAUGGAUAGAGAUUUAUCCGGUGGAUAGCGUUAUUUACCUUUUGAAUUACUCUGGCCUGACUAAUACUAAAAAAUUAAUGGUGGAACUCCCUUGACAGCUGCACCGGUCUGACCGGUCAGUUCUGGUUAAUGGAAAACACCCUCAGUUUUAGCUACAAAAUUCUUCACUUACAUCUUUUGCAUGCUUAUUUCAGGCCCUUGAGAGGUGUGCAAAUAAAGAAAACACGGAGGAACCUACCAAGGGGCAACUGAGUUUCAGUACCUACGUGGUCAUAACCAGCGCUGUGUGUUUAAUGUUUUUUCUGACCUUGAUUGUUAUCAGGGAAUACCGAAGGCUCAAAAGGCAGAAUAACGUUGUAGCCAUAAACAACUCAUGA
Porites lobata is the source of this 7907-nucleotide messenger RNA. The record is from the annotation of a GenBank genome assembly. Lineage: Eukaryota; Metazoa; Cnidaria; Anthozoa; Scleractinia; Poritidae.